AUGCUUGCGUAUACAAGACUCCUACAACAACAGUAUAAGCUACUGGGAGGAGGUAGCAAACUAUACUGCUAUGUUAGAUACUAUUCUUCAACUACAGCACCAAUUGUGUUUAUAGACAAGCUUUUGGAGGGAUCGAAAUACAACAAUAACAAUAACAACAACAACAGCAACAAUAACAAUAACAAUAUCAACAUCAUCAAUUACAUUAUCCAACCAAAUGAAAAGAACCAAAGUACAGAGGCACAACAACAGCAGCAACAGACUCAACAAUCUCCUCUACAACAAAGUCCUCAUUUAAAGCACAACUCUUUCUUACAAUAUCUUUCUUCGGCAACACCAUAUAUCGUUACAACCUCUCCCGAUGACACAGACUUCUCGAUAUAUCAUCCAAAUCGUGUGCAUCCACCUCUUGACUCUUCCUCUACUUUGCGAAAGCGACUCUUUAGGAUUAAGGAGGUCAGUGCGAAUGGUUACAUCAGAAUACGGGAUGCUCUCCCUGAAGAGAGUGCAUUCAUAUAUAUGUAUGAGAUCAAGCGAGCGCUCAACAACAAUACCAGCUUCAACCUGUCAGCUUAUAUGGAUAGAGACGACCAACAAUCUUUCGAUAGACUCAUGCAAGAGGCCAAGGACACGGGCGUAAACAUGGAGACCAUUCAUUUAGACAUCAUAUCAUUCAAUGCUAGAAAAGGUCAUCUGGACUCUGCUGAACAAAUCGCCACAACAGGAAUCCAGUCCCGGAUCACCAAAAACAUACUCCUAUCGUUUAACAUCAUGUUGGCACACUAUAUUAAGCGCCUGAUGUACAAGGAGGCUUAUGUCAUGAUGCACAAGCUGAUCAACAAUCGUAGUCCACCCAUUUCACCAAACGAGGACACAUAUCGACCAAUACUUGGAUUGAUCCGCCACCAAAUCAAUAGACCACAAAACAAUCGAUCCGACAUUAACAUGGACACAGAGCACAUUAAUGACCUGGUGUCAUACCUGGACACAAUGGUCAGUCACCCAACCAUCUUUAGACAGUUCUCUCGUUCAGAGUUUGACAGUGCCUUUGUUUAUGCCAUUACUAGAAAGAGAAACACAUUGUAUGAUAUUCUGCUGAAGGAAUACGGUCAGACCUUCAAGCAUAAGACAAACUCUCGACUGUUCAAACAAUACUUUGGACGCCAAAUACAACAACGAACUGAUCUUUAA
Molecule: messenger RNA, 1191 nt
Organism: Acytostelium subglobosum LB1
Lineage: Eukaryota; Evosea; Eumycetozoa; Acytosteliales; Acytosteliaceae
Exons: 2
Coding region: 1-1191 (396 amino acids)
Source: RefSeq, a predicted model, not a curated record